GUUGUGAUAAACUUAUUAAAUAGAUCUCGGAUGCAACUAAAUAUGAAGUCGUUCAACAUGAACAACCAUUACAUGCACUUUACAGAAGCUGCGUGUGAUCUAUUUUCUGACAUGGAUGGAAACUAUGGAACGAAAUCAAUCAAAAAUAACAUAAAAUGUCCCAAGUCGAAAGACGAAAUCAUGAAAAAUUUAGAAAAGCUGAACGUGGUGCUGAAGGGAACUGGCAACACGAGUAGUCUGCUGUUGAGUUACUCCUACAUGGAGAAACUCCACAAGGAGGCUCCCGAACUAGUAAAGAGUCUGACCAGUGCACAGCUCCUCAUGAUAACUCUCUUGUUGUCAAUCAAGUACCUGAAUGAUGAAGGCGAAGCUACGAAGCAACUAUGGGAUCUACUAGACAUUGCAGAGAAGGAGAUGGAUUGUGUUGAGGAUGUUGAGUUUGAAGUGUUGAAUGCCCUCAAGUGGAGACUCCAUAUGCCCCCUCACAGAUUCAACUCCCUCGCUCUCCUCUUCCACAGAAGAAUUCUGGGAAGCAAAAUAAAGUUCCGUAAUUUGGUUGACUACACAGAUUUGACAGAUUUUCUCACCGAUCAGGAAUUCUUUGAAAAUUUGCGGGAGAGCAUAUCAAGUGGACUAAAGGUGUUAUCCUGGGCUGUAGUGACUUACGUGACCCUUCUUGGUUUCACAUCAGCAAUCAUAAUAUUAUCACAACAAAAAGAUACCACAAAUGAAGGACUAUGCGAAACAACCUCCGUAACAACAGAAACAGCAACUACUGUCACCAGGCUCCGCCACUCGGAAUAUCAGACGGAAAUAUCAGAAUACCCAACAGUUAAAUAUCCGCAACCUACCAACUAUAUCAACCCCACCAUGUGUUUUAUUGCAACAAUUGGAUCCCAAAUUAAAGACUGGAUUUAUAAACCAGAUGUGGAAGAUGACGUGUACAAGAUGUCCGAUUUAGCAUCGUGUCUUAGAUGCACAAGCUGGGCAUCGCACGACAACGUAUCCAAGCAUCCGGGAAGACUUCCGAGUCGCGUCUUUCCGAGAGAAAGCACGAAUGAUGCAGAGCGAAAGGACGACGACCAAAGUACAACGAAAUCUUCAUCAGUUUAUAUGAAUGAAAAAAGCAAUUUUUAUGAAAACGAAUGGAACUUCACUAGAUAUCGAUAUGACAUGAGACAUUUUGUUAUAAAAAGGGUGACAAUAAGUUUCAACGCAAAAUAUUGAUAUAUCUUUGGAAAAUAAUUACUAAAAAUUUGAGUCACUAUCAAGCCUUGGAUCUAUUGCUCUAGUCAUACAUAGGGUAGAAAUUAAAAAAUGAAAAAGUAUGAACUUA
Symsagittifera roscoffensis is the source of this 1336-nucleotide messenger RNA. RefSeq lists its product as uncharacterized. The transcript has 8 exons. The record is from RefSeq and is a predicted model, not a curated record. NCBI's taxonomy places the organism in Eukaryota, Metazoa, Xenacoelomorpha, Acoela, Convolutidae. The coding region runs from base 31 to 1227 and encodes 398 amino acids.